AUGUCGCCAGAUACAGAGACUCCUCCAGGGCUCGAAGCUCUUGCAAACCAUCUAGGAUAUACUUUUGUGAAGAAAGAUACGUCCUCUUCUACUAGUAGCAAUGCCGGCGACUUAGCAGCUGAACCCGGUAAUCCGGAGACAAGCUCAACUGAGGAUCAAGGAGCUGAGAAAGAGUCAUCUGAAAACGACGUCCCGCCCGGCUCACUGACAUCGUCCGCCAACAUCUAUCGUGGCUCGCCGGAAGAUAGCUGGACAGCGAAGGAACCUGAAGAUACAGAGCCUGCAGAAGGCAAGGACACAAUUAGUCAUGCGGUCGUCCUUCGUCAACAAAAGAGCAAAGACAGCCGCAAGGGAUACGAAAUCCAUUCUAUUGUAAUUCAGUCCCAGGUCCUCAAGACUGCGUUGGCAGAGAUCCUUGACGGAUAUCCCGGCGUCUACUGCAACCUGGACCGGCUAGUCUUCAAGGCUCCAUUCGCACCGUUCAUUCACCGAUGGGGAGCCAUCCGCAAGUACCUAGAAAACGAUAAGCUCGAGGAGGUUACUCGAGAUCACAUGAAGUUGCUGCGCGAUAUUCUACAGAAAGAAUGUGCCGAAACGAUCAAAGCCUUGGAAGACUACGUAGACCAUGGUGUCGUGACAUACGAGCAUGCAUGGACGAUAUUCCAGCCUGAUUCUGUUGUCUUGUCAUCGAUCGGCUUGGGCGAGCAGAUUGCAUUCAGACUCAAGAGUGCUUCCUAUCAAGAAACGGACGAAGGAAAUUUCUUCAACGUAAAAUGCCAGUCUGUCGACUGGAACGGCAAGUCCUUUGGCUGGUCAUCCGAGUCUGUGAAGCUGCCAGAGUUUGAGGGGAUCCAACCGAUCAGUGAGUUGCGUAUCCUUCCUCUGGCAUUCCACCCCAAGAAGGAGCAACUGAAACAUGCGCUUAUUGAACGCGGGAAGCGGUUUGCCGCCUUGUCCGGCUACCACUACAGAGGCUACGAUGGCCCUGCAAUCGAACGUACCGAUGACGGAAAUAUCCUUGUGCAGAACAAAGGCCGCAUCAUCAUAGACACGGACAGCUUCUGCAAGCAACCGUACCAGUGCAAGGUUUAUACCGUGCCUUUGAAAAGCAAGGUGAAGGCCAAGGUCACCACGCAUGACGAUGGUGACCAAGUGGACGACUACGACUGCGAUGACGAUCCAUACUGGGACCCACCAACAGAGCGGAACACGGCUCUAUCGGCGAAAGAGAAGUCUGAUCCGGAACCUGUGAAACUCUCAGACUAUCAGUAUAUGCUGUGCACGCCGAUCUUGCGCGGAUAUUCGUUGACGGUCAAAAAGUGGCUUUCAUUCUAUAUCGACCACGUCCAACCUAUCAAAUGGAACACCGAGGCGUUCGACAACCUCGUCCUACCAGCAGCCCAGAAGAAGCUUGUGUUGGCGCUGUCCAAAAGUCAGGCUGCCACUGCCAACCACUUCGAUGACGUUAUUGCUGGCAAGGGCAAGGGUAUGAUUCUCUUGCUUUCGGGUCCGCCAGGAGUUGGCAAAACAUUGACCGCCGAGGCGGUAUCCGAGAAUAUGAAGGUUCCGUUGUACAUGCUGUCCGCUGGAGAUCUCGGCACUCGCCCUGACGAUGUGGAGUACAACUUGAACAACAUUCUGGAAAUUGUGGCCAAGUGGAAAGCCAUCCUGCUAAUAGAUGAGUGCGAUGUCUUCCUAGAAGCACGGUCUGUACACGAUCUGAGCAGGAAUAGACUAGUAUCGAUCUUCUUGCGCUUGUUGGAGUAUUAUAAAGGCACCCUUUUCCUGACGACCAACCGAGUGGACAACAUGGAUGCGGCAUUUCAAUCUAGAAUACACGUUCACAUGAAGUAUGCCGACUUGACGAGCAAGUCGAGGCGCCGAGUUUGGAGCUCUUUUGUCGGUCGAAUGCCGUCACACCUCAACGCGUCGGACCUUGACGAACUUGCGGAAGUGCCUCUGAAUGGAAGGCAGAUUAAGAACUUGGUGAAGACGGCGCAGCUUUUGGCGCUUGAAGACCAAAAAUCCUUGACUAAAGAGCAUGUCGACAUGGUGUUAGCGAUCGAGAAGGGGUUUGAGGAUGAACAGGAUGAUUAG
Messenger RNA from Didymosphaeria variabile, 2097 nucleotides. RefSeq lists its product as uncharacterized. The record is from RefSeq and is a predicted model, not a curated record. The transcript is spliced from 2 exons. Gene Ontology annotation, molecular function: ATP hydrolysis activity; ATP binding. Lineage: Eukaryota; Fungi; Ascomycota; Dothideomycetes; Pleosporales; Didymosphaeriaceae. The coding region runs from base 1 to 2097 and encodes 698 amino acids.